Molecule: messenger RNA, 1532 nt
Organism: Papilio machaon (common yellow swallowtail)
Lineage: Eukaryota; Metazoa; Arthropoda; Insecta; Lepidoptera; Papilionidae
Product: putative nuclease HARBI1
Exons: 5
Coding region: 85-1482 (465 amino acids)
Source: RefSeq, a predicted model, not a curated record
UUGUCAACCCAAGCCCAAGCUGCGUUUGUUUCAAUAAAGAAUAAAAUUAUAUUUAUAAAUAAAACUUUUAAAACAAAACGAAACAUGGCUGAUAAGCCGCCAGAAGAAGGAUAUAUAUCAGUAGUUGAUGAUGAACCGGAAAUAUUUGAACUGCUGAAGUGGGAUUCAUCGCAAACACACAAACAACAUGAGACAAACACUUUGGAAAAAGCAAAAACUCCAGAGAAAAAACUUCCCAAGGCAAAAGAGGAUGUCGAUCCGUUUGAUUUGAGUGAUCCCGCGUUUAUUGAAACUUAUCGUCUCUCUAAAGAUUUAGCGCGCGGUCUUUGCGAAGAGUUAAAACCCGUUAUGCCGGACUCUACUAAGUCCAUUGAGUUUUCUGUUGAAUGCAAAGUUAUGGCAGCUCUAACAUUCUUUGCGUCAGGAAAAUAUCAAAAGUCAGUGGCUGGGAAGACGGAUCCCAGCAUCACUCAGUACUUUGUGUCUACGGCUGUGAUGCAAGUCACCGAGGCGAUGAACCAUCCGUCUAUUGUAAAAAAAUACAUACACUUUCCACAUUUGAGGAAUGAGAGGGAUAUAAUCAAGACCAGUUUCUACAUGAAGUAUGGCAUGCCAAAUGUGGUAGGCUGCAUAGACUGCACUCAUGUUCCCAUAUCACGGCCCGAGGAGGAUCACAAGAGGCAUUUCAAUAAGUCAUUCCACUCUAAGAAAGUGCAAAUUAUCUGUGAUAGUGAUUUAAAUAUAAUUAGUGUAGAAUGUAAACUUGGUGGUUCAUAUUCACAUGACGCCAUCUUAAACCAGCACGCCGUCAGGAUAGACCUGGAGAGUUUGAAUAAUUCCGGAGAACAGUGCUGGCUUGUUGGUAGUCCACAUUAUACUCAGAAGCCAUACCUUAUGACACCAAUCCCAAAGAUAACAAAAAAAUCCCCCGUAUCUCCUGAAAAAUAUUACACAAAUAUGCACAGUCAGACACACCAAGUUGUCAUAGACACUAUAAAACAUCUAAAAUCAAGGUGGAAAUGUCUUCAAGCAACAUGCAAUAAACAAUUUGAUCCACAAACGGUUACAAAGUUGAUUGUAGCGUGUUGUAUUCUACAUAAUAUUGCAAAUAGAAGAGGUUUACCAGUUGUCCCGAUGACACAGGCUGAAGAAAGACUUGAAGCAAUGAAACAGAAGGUCGCAAAUACACCUAUAUCAAGAAAACGUGUUGAAGAUCCAAUCGGAGUUCAAGCUCGUACAAUGUUACUUGAUAGAUUAUGGAAUGAACGUCGUAUAGCACCUGAAUGUACCAAUGGUCCUAAAAAGAGACAGAAGAAGGAUAAAGUGGUGGUGGAAACGUUACCCCCCGUGAUGACACAUCCUCAAAUGAUGCAGCCUCAAAUGCAACAUGAUGAUCCGAGUAAGAGACCAAGAAUUGUAAUGAAUAACCCUACAUAUAGUUUUGGUAUGGCCCCCGGAUGGGGACACUAUCCUCAACAUUAGGUACGUAAACCGUUACAAGGUAGACAGAACUAUAGAAAUUUGAACAAUUA